AUGCAGGCGCCAGAAAUUCGAGACGCGUGGCCCGACUCCAAAGACGAAGGCCUGGACCAAAGCUUGACGUCCUGCACGAGGUCUUCAAGCAGCACGGACCUUGCGGCGCGUGGUAAAGGACUUGAGGAGCCGGAGGGCGACGUGGAGCCCCAGGAGCCCGAGGGCACGCCGACGCUGCGCAGCACGCCCGCUGCGGCCGCACCCCAGGCCUCGUUGCCUGGCGAGCCGCCGGACACCUUCGCUCCCUCAGCGCCCUCGGCACCUUCGCGCUCAGUGCCCAGCGCGCCGAGCCGGGCGCCGGUGUCCACCGGCCUCUUCCAGGCGGACCGCCAGUGGGAGGCAUUGGAGGGGGGCACGCUGGCGGUUCAGCGUGGCACUUGCGUCUGGGUCCUGCAGCUGGACCCCAACAGUGACUGGGCGCUCGGGCAAGUCUUCAAGGACUGGUCGAUGCAGUCAGAUGCUGGCUGGGUCCCGCGCUGUGUGCUGAGGGAGGCCUACUUCCGAGUGUACAGCCCCUACGACCCCUCGCACCAUGCGGAGGUCCAAGCUUUGGCCUUGAAGCCGGGGGACUUGGUGACCGUGCAGAGCUUCGGCAACGGCUGGAGCUACGGAAACCGCGUUGGGCCCGGCAAUACCGUGGAGGCUUCGGGCUGGUUCCCGCAGACCUGCAUCUUCCAGCCGCUCCCGCUGCAGUGA
Molecule: messenger RNA, 696 nt
Organism: Symbiodinium natans
Lineage: Eukaryota; Dinophyceae; Suessiales; Symbiodiniaceae
Source: the annotation of a GenBank genome assembly